ACAUUAUCGUUAUCGCUAUCGAUGUGUUAUUGAGCCAAGUGUCACCACCAGUUGAAGUAUAAAAAAAAAGUAGACAGCUAAAUAAAACAAAUGGCUUCAACAUCGAGACUCGACAACAACAAGGUGUGCUGCUAUGCACACCCCGAAUCUCCUUUGAUCGAGGAUUACAGGGCAGGCGACAUGAUUUGCUCGGAAUGUGGUCUCGUUGUUGGCGACCGCGUAAUUGAUGUGGGAUCAGAAUGGCGAACCUUCAGCAAUGAGAAGAGUGGCGUCGAUCCCAGUCGUGUCGGUGGCCCAGAGAAUCCUCUGCUCAGCGGUGGCGAUCUAUCCACCAUCAUUGGCCCGGGGACAGGGUCAGCUUCUUUUGAUGCCUUCGGUGCACCCAAAUAUCAAAACAGACGUACAAUGAGCAGCUCAGAUCGCUCGCUGAUAUCUGCAUUUAAGGAGAUUUCCUCGAUGGCCGAUCGCAUUAAUUUGCCCAAAACAAUUGUCGAUCGGGCCAAUAAUUUGUUCAAACAGGUCCAUGACGGAAAGAACCUGAAGGGCCGAUCCAACGAUGCCAAAGCAUCUGCUUGUCUGUAUAUAGCUUGUCGCCAGGAAGGAGUGCCUCGUACGUUUAAGGAAAUCUGCGCUGUUAGCAAGAUCAGCAAAAAGGAGAUUGGCAGAUGCUUUAAGUUGACGCUGAAGGCACUGGAAACUAGUGUGGAUUUGAUCACAACAGCAGACUUUAUGUGUCGCUUUUGCGCCAAUUUGGACCUUCCGAACAUGGUUCAACGCGCUGCCACGCACAUCGCCAAGAAGGCCGUCGAAAUGGAUAUUGUUCCGGGACGUUCCCCAAUUUCCGUGGCUGCCGCUGCCAUUUAUAUGGCCUCACAGGCAUCGGAGCAUAAGAGAAGUCAGAAGGAGAUCGGUGAUAUAGCCGGUGUGGCUGAUGUCACCAUCAGACAGUCCUACAAACUAAUGUAUCCUCAUGCCGCCAAGUUAUUCCCCGAAGACUUCAAGUUCACCACACCAAUCGAUCAGCUGCCGCAAAUGUGAACAUUUGGUUCGUUCGCGAUGCUCAUUACUAACGCUAACGUUAAGGGGGUAAAAAGAAGCAGAACCGUUCUUAAUUUAAUCACAAAAAAUUACGAUUUUAUUAAAUAAAAAGUUAGCAUAACGAUAAAUAAUCACGAGACCAAGCUGAACAUAACGCUACUGCUGAGUUGAACCCAUAAAGUUUUUCGAAAUUUAUUUCCAUAUACAUAUAUCAUAAUAGCUCGCGUCUUUAUCUGUAUAUAUCUUGGUGUAGGCGUUUCGAAUAUAAGUAAGCUACUAAUCCAGAAAUAAUAAUUGCAAACUACGUUUAUACGCUUGAUAUUUGCAAACUUAAAUCUGUUUACAUAGAACUUUCAGUUUAUACAUAGGCAUUAAUUAUGUGAUAGAAAUAUAAUUAAAAUAAAAAGGACUCUACCAUAA
This is a messenger RNA of Drosophila kikkawai, 1458 nucleotides long. It is a transcript of the gene TfIIB, whose product is annotated as transcription factor IIB. Gene Ontology annotation, cellular component: transcription preinitiation complex; nucleus. The record is from RefSeq and is a predicted model, not a curated record. Lineage: Eukaryota; Metazoa; Arthropoda; Insecta; Diptera; Drosophilidae. Gene Ontology annotation, biological process: transcription initiation at RNA polymerase II promoter; transcription preinitiation complex assembly. Gene Ontology annotation, molecular function: TBP-class protein binding; RNA polymerase II general transcription initiation factor activity.